Molecule: messenger RNA, 1568 nt
Organism: Effrenium voratum
Lineage: Eukaryota; Dinophyceae; Suessiales; Symbiodiniaceae
Source: the annotation of a GenBank genome assembly
UGAACUGUACACAUGAAAGCCAACCCAUGAGCGAUGUUAUCGCCAAGCGUCGAAUUUUCAGUGAGGCACGACGAAAGCUGAAGCAUAUUCAGGCGGCGGUGCACGAGGCAGCGGCACUCGCCACGCGGGGGAGUACGCGGGGAAGUGACGAAGCAGAAGAUCGCCGUGUAAAGGCGCAGAGGAACUGGCUGAUUCUCAGGCAGGCCUGCCAUGCCAUUGUCUCGUGCUCCAAGGAGACCUUGGCUGCCAGAAGGGCGGUGACCGCGAUUGUGGAGAACACCAAGGAGGGCGUCUCCUUGGAAGAACGCCAGUUCCACGUGAGCAAGCUGCAGGCCUUGUGUCAGGCCCUGGGAGCUUUGCCAGAGGAGGACGCGGAGGAGGCGUCGUUACCGCGGGAGAGGACGGCGAGCGUGUGCCGCCGCGAGCUCAUGGCGGAGAUCAACGGCGUGGCGGCGCGCCUGCAGGCGCCCGCGCUGUCGCAGAACAUCACAGAGAUGGAAGAGAUGCUGAGCAAGCUGCAGAGGCUUCGAAGCGAGUUUGGCGCUCUGGACCGAGAAGGCUCGGCGGUGGCGGCGAUGGAGGAGGCGCUGGAUGGGAUCCGCUCCAUCCUGCAGAUCGCCAAGGCGGAGAGCGAGGCAACGUCCGAAAAUCCACCGCUCCCGUCGGUCGGGAGCAAGGAGAAGACUGUGCUGAGCAUCAUCAACGAGGCCGACUGGGCAGACGCUUCAGAGGAGGAGACGAUAGAGCACCCGGACAAGCCCGCGGAUCCACCGGCGCCUUGGUCCGCGUCCACCUGCUGCAGUACGCCCAACUUGGGCUCGGCGCAUGUGGGGCAGGUGCUGGAGCUGCCGGCUGUGCCCGAGCCCUUAGAGGCGAUUGACGCCUUCCCGGCGCCGGACGAAGCGCCCGCGGCGCCUCCGCCGCUUCCGGCGGCGCCUCCGGCGGCGCCUCCGGCGCCGGAGCAGGCGCCGGUUUUGGCGAGGGAGGAGCCAGCGCUUGCGGCGGCGGCGAUCCUUGAGACGCCCUCGAUGGAGACGGACACCACCGCGCAGGUUGCCGUGGUGUUGGGUGCUAGUGCCAAACUGCCGCCGCCGAAAGCGCUGCCCUCGUUGAACCCUCGCUGCGUGGAGGAAGUCGGCCAAAGCCGGCUGCAUCUGGGGGCGCUGAUCUCUUUGCGGACUCCUGCCAAGAGGUCCAUUGCCUCCAUCCGGAUGAGCCAGGCUCGCGGCCGGAAUCUUGAGGCGGUCCUGGCCUGGCGGAUGCGCCACGGCCUGCGGAAGCCCACCAGGCUGCCCUGCGACAAGGCGGUGCAACGCGAUGCGGCCCGAGCCUGCAUUUGUGCGCAUUGCUUGCGCUCCGUUUGCGAGACGGCGAGCCCUAGUCCUUCCUCCAGCAACGUGCGAGCAUCCAAGCUACGCUCCAGGUUUGCCGCAAGACGCGCCGAAGCGCUGGACUCAAGCUGCAGCCUCAGAGGAGGCGCCAGCGAAAGCUUUGACAAGUGGUGACGGGACCAGGUGGUCUAGCACGAGAGAUUCGGUCAAAAUAUGACUGGCUGCUUGUUGGGAACG